CCAUUAUUAACAGUGCAUGUCUCUGGCCGCCGAUUGUUCUCUCCCAUAUGCACGACUCCCGCUGACGUCACGAUACGUGCGUGCCGGCCGGCUCAUUACCGUUGGCUUCCUACACGUGCAGUAAAAAUAAAAUAGGCCGACAGUUACGAUAUUUAGCGCGAGUGCGUGUCGCUGCGGAAAAUCGGUGUCCGAGUACCGUUCCACGGCGUACCGUUACCGAUUUCGCGCAAAAACGGCCCCCGAGCUCGGCCAAUUAAACUCGCCGAAUUUUCGCCAAAUUGCUGCAAUUGCAAUAAAGCCGGGCCGGAAUUCUUUCGAGUCGGAGAGAGAGCCGCUCGGAUCGGACUUCGUGACCUUUCCCCCACCGUCCGCUUAGCCAAUCGCCGUAUGUAGGUCACGCCGCGCGGCCAAUCGCCAGGCGCGCGCUGCGUCACGUGGUUUUGUUGUUAUCAUCAGCUGUGGCCGGGCCGCUAUGUGCGCGUGGCCCGAGUUCCGCCCCGCCCCCGUCGCCCGUCUCGGUCGCACCGCCGCCGACUGAGCGCGACGGAGCCACCGCCGCCCGGCGCGCGCGAUCAGCUGUUGUUACGCUAGCCGGCCGGCACCAGUCGGCAUUCAACUGUUUACAGUGACGCUGCCUUGAUCCUCGCGCCGUGCCAUUCUUGUUUUGAGUAUGUGUAUUUACGACCAAGUGAUCGAGUUCGGACGCAACGUUUCGGUCGAGUGCUUCAGCCAUCAUCAGGAGUCGGUCCAGCGGGUGUUGGUCAGGCGGCUGUACUUCAUCGAUGACUCUGUUUUGUGAACUUUGAGCGACUCCGCGGAUAUGUCGACGGGAAAGAGACUGGCGAAGCGCUCCAUCAUCGGGACGCGGGUGUGCGCUCCGGGCGAGGACGGGAAGUACUAUUCGGGGGUGAUCCAGGCGGUCAAGACCCCGGCCAAUUUCGUCGAGAACAACAACUGCAUCAAUCUCACGCCCAACACGAGAUACACGGUACGGUUCGACUCACGACAGGGCAACUUGGGCCGCACCACGGCUGAAUUCUUCGAGGUCGACCUCAUCGGGCCCGGCUUCCAGUCCGUGCUGGGCCUGGAGCUGGUGGCGGAGCAGAAGUGCUACGUCACCUUCAACGGCCGCGAGGUCGCCGGGGAGGUCUGCGCCCACAACCCGGAGCUGGACGAGGUCAUCAUCAGGAUACACCCCCCGGGCUCCGAGGCGCCGUUCGAGGUGCAGAAGCGGCUGGACGAGGUGCGGCUCCUGGAGUCGCGGAAGUCGGCCAGGUUGGCCGACGUGGACACAGAUUUUGCCAGGUUGGCAGACAUGGGUAGCGACAGGAAGCGGACGGCGUCCCACACCAUUGAUGUCCCGGCGCCCUCUCCGCAUCUUGGGUCCCGCAAGCGGCGGCCCAGCAGCAGCCAGGACGACAGCCCCAAAGACACCCAGAUGGACGAGUGCAGCGCGGCGUUGGUCCUCAUGAGCCUGUCGUGCUCCCCGCACUCGCCCAACCUCAACGGUUUCCCGUGGUUGAGCACCUCGCCGGACAGCAGCAUCGGCAGCAGCUCGGCGUCGUACCGCUCCACCCCGUCGCCGCCGCCGCGCGCCUACACGCCCCCGUUCGCCGCCCCGCUGUCCUCCAGCUCGGUGUCGGACGAGGGGAUCGUCAUGGACUACUACCCGGACGAGCUGCCCAGGAAGAAAAAGAACGUCACCCGUAUUGUGUUCCAAUGCACAUGGCCUAGCUGCCUAAAAAUAACGAACACCUGUGAAUCCAUCGAGGCCCACGUCAGGAACGACCACCUCAAGGACCACGAGGUGCACCCCGGUGAAGAGGAGUUCUACUACACGGAGAUCGAGCUGGGGCUGACCAGCCCGCCGCCCACCCUCUCGCACCGGGACAUGGCGCGGCCACCCCACGAGGACCCCGACUACCAGCGGCAGCUCGUCGGCUCGUUCCGCCAGACGCUGUUGUCGGGCCCCACGCCCAUCCCGCAGUCGCCGCACAAGCUGCUCAAGCUGUCGCCGCGCCCGCACAGCCCCAAGACGCCGGCGUCGCCGCGGCGGGUGCGCGGCGAGAACAAGAAGUGCCGCAAGGUGUACGGCAUGGAGCACCGGGAGCAAUGGUGCACGCAGUGCAAGUGGAAGAAGGCGUGCUCCAGGUUCGGCGACUGAUCCAAGUGAUCAAGGUGAUCUCAAGUACAAUGCUUCCCACGGACACGCUCGUGAAGUGCCGGGGAGAUCUCAGCCAAAGUGCACCACGACGCGCUACUUUACCUUGAGGACUCGCUUUCGGUGUUAGAUUCGAACUGUUGAGCGUGGAGGGGUUGUUGGGAAUUUUGACGCCGGCGGAGCCUCCAACGGGUUGGGGCGGUCGUGUAUGGCAGUCGUUGUAAUUGUGGUACGCUGAUGGAUUUUAUUGUGGGAUCGGAGCGGCUGUACCAAAGAGGAUUCUUUCAUGCUUCGAGUUUGCUGCUUGUUACAAUUUGAAGAACGCGGGGUUUCUGCGUUUGUUGUACCUUUUUACGACGUCAUCAGUUUGUUUUGUUUGUCUUGAUCUGUUGGAGUUCGUUGCGAGAGUAACUUAUGGAGUUAGUCAAAAUUCACUUAAAUGUCUCCACCAUAUACCUGCCAUAGUUUUAGGGGCUAGAUGUUUUGCAAGUUGUGUAUAACUACGUUCCCCAGACUGGUUUCGAUCGGUGAUUAUUCAAAUGGGUUAACAGAUUGAUUUGACCCGGGGAAUCACGAAUUCGGACCUAUUCUGGGGAAGGUAUGUGGUCGGUCCAUGAUUUCGGCGCCGGAGGGCGCUGCCACUCACUGCCCUGUACGUUUUGCUUGUACUUUGUAUUUGUAUUACGGAGAUCUUUUUCGAUUUUUAUCUAUUAUAAGACGCAAGCGUGCACUUGUAUCAAAUCGUAUAAACGUAGAUUUACUCAUUUCAUUACCUCUAAAGUCUUUCAUUUUUAUUAUUAUUUUUUUGUUAUUGUCAUAUUUACAUUUAUAGAGUAUUUAUAUAUACAUAAUAUUAUAUUUUCAGAGUAUUCAUAUAUUGUAACGUUAAGUUGAAACCAUUAUUAUCAUGUUAAACCUUAACACAUUACGUAGCAAGUAAGGUACAUACACUUAUAUAUUUAAAAAGAUACAUUAUAUUUACAUUAGUUAUCAAGUAUAUAUUUAGAAUUCAUCCAGAAAUCAACUUGUGAAUAUACAUGAAAUUUGUCAAAUUUAUUAAUAAAGUACAUUAUAUAUU
Zophobas morio is the source of this 3239-nucleotide messenger RNA. RefSeq names its product Glucose transporter 4 enhancer factor (gene Glut4EF). The coding region runs from base 821 to 2164 and encodes 447 amino acids. The record is from RefSeq and is a predicted model, not a curated record. Gene Ontology annotation, molecular function: RNA polymerase II cis-regulatory region sequence-specific DNA binding; DNA-binding transcription factor activity. Gene Ontology annotation, biological process: regulation of transcription by RNA polymerase II. Gene Ontology annotation, cellular component: nucleus. The transcript is spliced from 6 exons. NCBI's taxonomy places the organism in Eukaryota, Metazoa, Arthropoda, Insecta, Coleoptera, Tenebrionidae.